Molecule: messenger RNA, 3139 nt
Organism: Trichomycterus rosablanca
Lineage: Eukaryota; Metazoa; Chordata; Actinopteri; Siluriformes; Trichomycteridae
Gene: prr14
Product: proline rich 14
Exons: 8
Coding region: 112-2625 (837 amino acids)
Source: RefSeq, a predicted model, not a curated record
UGAAAAUCAUUAUUUCAGUAAUAAGAGAUAAAAAAGGAGAUAAAAUAUCGUAUUGCUGAAGCUGGAUGCUUUUCUUGUACACUUUGUCUGCAGGCUGCAGGACAGCGGGAGAUGAACUCAUCAUCAGAAGAGAAUGGCGGGAAAAGCCAGGAAAAGACGAGGCAUCAACACCAGCAGCCUGAAGAUGAAAGCGUCCGAUCCUGCAAGCGCAAGUUGGCGUUGACCUCGCUGGAGUCGUACGAUUCUGCCGAAGCCCAGGAUUCGGAGAAAAAGCACCCGGAAAGCCCCCCGCCCGCCAAGCGAUGGGUCAUCGGGCCGCUGUUCCAGUCCUUCAGAUCCAAAAUGGCAAGCUUCACCGAGAUCGUCAUGAGUCCCGUUCGGCUUUUCACCGAGCACACGGGCGCGCUGAACACCGAGGACCCGUCGGGAGCGGAGGGCGAAGAGGCGGACGUGGUCCGCAACAGGGCUGCGGUUGUACAGAGACUGAAGUUUGAUCACGGCAGCGAUCGGCAGCACGGCACAGCACGGCAUGCUGGAUCAGAAAAGCAAAGUGACUCCAUCCCAGAGGGGAACGAUUCGUUUAGGACUUUAACUCCAGUAAAGCAGUCAGUGUUGUGUAAUGACCCGGGUUCCGAAAACGGAGUCUACGAUCCCACGAGCGCUUCUGGUUCAUCUCAGGGGGCGUCCAGCUCAACGACUCCCGAAUCUGAACCACGUUCGAGCAGUUUGACAUUUUUGACUGAACACGGAGGCAAAAAAGAGCCGGACAGCCUGCCGAUUCCGAUCCGGACGAGUCCCGGAAAAGCCUCCGAGUCUCAGAGAGCAGAGGAGAGUUCAGAUCUUUCAUGUGAGCUGCCAGAAAAUGAGCAAAAUCGGGCAAUAAUUCAGGAUCCGUCCCAAAAUGUGGCCGCUUUCAGGGGGAGGAAACGGAGGGACCGGGAGACGAGCGAGGGAGCGGAAGACGUUGGGCAAGUGAUGAAAUCUCAGACAGUCACACUGGACAGAAGUCUGACGGCGAGCAAGCGGCAGAGGGUUCUCGUAUCAGACGGGGUUCCUGGCAGCACCGGGGAUGCAGAAAUGUCCAGAAUCGAGUUCGGUUGCUCUGAAAUGCUGUCUAGAACAAGAAGUAGGCGUAACGAUACGAAAUGUACGCCGCCGGCAGCUUCGGGAGACUCGAAGCACACGCCAGCUCCCAAAAAGCCGCCGGCCAGCAAGAACAGGUCGAGUAGAGGUGUGAGGGUCAGGAGAGGUGUGGACGCUUUUGAGGACCAGGGGAUGUCCAUGUCUCUUAUGCUGAAGGUCGGACCCGAGGUGGACGAGGACGUUUCCGCUACGAGCCGCGGGUUGAUAAAAAACGAUACCGAGGGAAACCGAGAGCGCGUGAUGGAUCACGUUCUAACUGAGAACGACGACGGAUUUGAGAACCUUGACCUCAUUGCGAGGAAGUCGAGCAGAGCGGACAAGCAGAGGAGGCGCUGCGUGACCUCAGAAAUGAGGAUGCACGUCCUGGGAGACCAAAACGUCCAGGAACCGGCCCCGGUCUCCAACCGGCUCAAGCGCAGCCUCAGCUGCCCCGACAUCUCCUCCCUCCGGCCCAGCACCGACCACACCCUUCCUUUCCACCCACCGUCCCCCAAGCAGCCAACGCACCCGCGGCCUUGUUCCCCGCUCAAGCGCGAGCGGCGCCACACCGUGUGCAGCCUGGAGAUCGAGCGCGAGAUCGCCCCCCUGUGUCUCCGCAAGGAAGUGUACCCUAACUGGGCCGGCCCGUCCGGUAGCGCCCGCCCGCACUCACCGUCCAAAUCGCUCGCAGCGCUCGUGUCCUGCUUCCUCUCCAGCCCUCUCGCCUUCCUCUCCGAGAGGUCGUCCCGAAGGCGCGGUGACGAUAGCACGUACGGGUCCACUCUGUCGUUCUCCAAAAUCACAAACUCACCGUCUACCUCGUUUACGUCCGCGUUCUCCCCCGAUGCCGCUCACACACCUGAAGAUCACGCUCUAUCGUCACACUCCAGUGUGUUCGACUCGGUCCCGACGCCGGCCGAAGACUGUGGGGUUCAUCAGGAGAGCGGAGAACAUGAUCUGGCCACAGUGGCAUCUGAGGAGAAAGCUCUGUCUGACCCGGACGUUAAGACUGUCAGGAAGCAGAUAGAAGGAAAGAAAGUUUCCGCCAUCCGCAUCCGCAAGACUCUUCCUAAACCGCAAUAUAACCUCACCCCCAUGGGUCUGCCCAAAGCUGUCAGGGUGAAGAAGAAAGUUUUCAGUGUGGAGGAAAUUUAUACCAACAAAAAUUUUACUUCACCUCCUGAGGGGAGAUUAGAGACGAUAUUUGAAGCCCCCCUGAGCCGCCGGGACGGCUCCGAAUCUUUCAUCAGUCUGAAACGAAUGAAGCGAUUUAUCGAUUUUCCGGAACUGGGCGUGGCCAGGAAGCCCAAGAGGCCUCCGAUCGGUGGAGCGGGCGGAGCUCAGAGGAAAGGUGCAGGGAACUCUGGGGCGGGGAGGACGCGCAGGGGCGUCUGGGCGUCGUCCAGAGAGGAAUCGCUGCUCGUGCAGGACUCUGAUUCGCUCUUGUGCUCCAAAUUGACCGAGCUGGACACGUGGAUGAUCAGGGAGCAAAUGGUCAACUGAUGCCCUCAGCCGGGUACCACCCUACCCGUUCCUCUCUACUGUAAGCCCUUCUGAGGGGGCAGUGAAGGUGGCGUGGACUUUCAGACAUGUACAUUUAUUAUGUAAAGAGAUUUGUGAGUGUUUGCACGUUCUUCUGGUUUUGGUCUGACUAGCUGCUUCAGUCUGGAGGAAACGGUCUGUGUUACCGUCCAGACUCGCACCUUCAGGUGUCGCUGUACAUCCCAGCGAGCAGCUGAUCGGUAAAUGGGUCCUGCACUAGCACUCGCUCUCUUUCACACAACCGUUCCUGUAAAAUUGUACCAUGAGAGCAAAAUCACCACAAACAGAAGCACAGAUCUGACCGUGAGCUCACCGCUGCUGAUCAGAAUGAUGGGAUUUCACUCUGAAUUUAAGCAGAAUAAGCCUAAAUGUUGGUGCCAAACCGCCCUGGAAAUGCUGCCCGUCUUGGUCGCUGCUUGUACAGGCGGUCAUUUAUUUGUUAAUAAUUAAUAAAUAUUAAUUACAUUUAAAUACG